AUGAUACAAGGAAGUAGUGGCUUAGGGGGCCCCCCUUCCCUGGGGGCCUCUGCGGGGGUUUUAGGUGCAGAUAUGGAGGGCCUCUACUCCGACAUGCAGCAGCAGCAGCAGCAGCAGCAGCAGGGUGGUGUGUUAUCUUCUCAUCCAGCUGAAGACCCAGCUACAGAGUUUUUUAUUAUCCGAUCUUGCUCCGAGUACAACGUGCAGGUGGCGAUGCAAAUGAGCGUCUGGGCGACAAUACCUCGAAAUGAAGCGCGCCUGAGUCAGGCUGUCAGGGUUAGUAGAGCAGCAGCGUGUUAUGGGUGGUGGGGUUGCUCGCUUGGUGAUGCUGCGGAUGCUCCUGCUGCAGCUGCAGCUGCUGCUGCUGAUCCUGCUGCUGCAAAAGCUGCUGAGAAUGCUGCUGCAGAAGCUGCUGCGAAUGCUGCUGCAGAAGCUGCUGCGAAUGCUGCUGCAGAAGCUGCUCUUGCUGCUGCGGAUGCUGAUGCUGCUGCUGCUGCACUGUGCUGUGUUGUUGUGGAGGCCCCGCAUGUGCUGCUCUUCUUCAGAGUGCAGGGCGCGCAGUGCUGGGCUGGCUAUGCUCGCAUGCGUAACGCACCAGGAGAAGGCAGCAAACCCUCCAGUGUCUUCUCAGGCCGCAGCGGGAGGCCUUUUGUCGGUUUGUCUUUUGAUGUUGACUGGCUAAGCAACAGCAAAAUGUUUGUAUUAUUUUUGUUUGCUGCGUUUGCUGCGGUGUACGUACACCGCAUGCAGGACCCCACUGAGCGUCGAUAG
Molecule: messenger RNA, 771 nt
Organism: Eimeria acervulina
Lineage: Eukaryota; Apicomplexa; Conoidasida; Eucoccidiorida; Eimeriidae
Exons: 5
Coding region: 1-771 (256 amino acids)
Molecular function (GO): RNA binding
Source: RefSeq, a predicted model, not a curated record